Messenger RNA from Toxotes jaculatrix (banded archerfish), 2154 nucleotides. Its product is annotated as sodium/potassium/calcium exchanger 1-like. The transcript has 9 exons. The record is from RefSeq and is a predicted model, not a curated record. Gene Ontology annotation, cellular component: membrane. The coding region runs from base 1 to 2154 and encodes 717 amino acids. Gene Ontology annotation, biological process: long-term synaptic potentiation; long-term synaptic depression; intracellular calcium ion homeostasis. NCBI's taxonomy places the organism in Eukaryota, Metazoa, Chordata, Actinopteri, Toxotidae. Gene Ontology annotation, molecular function: calcium, potassium:sodium antiporter activity; calcium channel activity.
AUGUACUGUACAAGAAGGAAGAGACUGCAGCUGAGCCGGGUUCUGUUUCUCCUCUCUGGGGUCUUCCUCUGCACCCUCUACCAGCUGACCAUCAGUGCCAGACUGUACGAGCCUUUGCCUAUGCCUCAGAUUGGAGAGGAUUUUGGAGAGGGUUCAGCAGAGGGGGUUGAAGAGGCUACGGUGGAAACUCAAGGGCUGGAGGAACCUCUCACUGCAACACAUGAAUUGGAGCCCACAGAUCAAACAACACCUGAGAUGCAUGUGGUAAAUCAUCAGGAUACAACAUCAGAUUUGAAAGCAUCCACCCCCAGUGAAUCCCCCCCAUUGCCAACCACAAACCGGACUAUUGUGCACUGCAUCUACGUGGCCCCUGAGCCUCCACAGGAGACACCCACACCAGCUCCGGCUCCCCCUGUAAAUACCAUCACUCCAGCUUCUCCUGGAGAGGCUCCACAUGUUAAGGGUGAAUACCCUGAAGAUAUCUUUUCUAUUGAAGAACGCAGACGAGGCUGGGUGAUCCUCCACAUUAUUGGAAUGAUGUACAUGUUUGUGUCACUUGCAAUUGUGUGUGAUGAGUUCUUUGUUCCUGCACUGGGGGUAAUCACAGACAAGUUAGCCAUCUCUGAUGAUGUAGCAGGAGCCACUUUCAUGGCUGCCGGAGGCUCUGCCCCUGAGCUUUUUACCUCCUUGAUAGGGGUCUUCAUCGCCCACAGCAAUGUGGGCAUUGGCACAAUAGUUGGUUCGGCAGUUUUCAACAUUUUGUUUGUGAUUGGAAUGUGUGCUUUGUUUUCUCGAGAGGUACUUCAUCUAACCUGGUGGCCACUUUUCAGAGAUGUAUCCUUCUACAUACUUGACCUCAUCUUACUCAUCAUCUUCUUCUUGGAUAAUGUUAUAAUGUGGUGGGAGAGCAUCGUGCUGAUGGCCAGUUACACCUUCUAUGUGAUUUUCAUGAAGUUUAAUGUGCAAAUAGAGCGGGCCUUCAAGACCCAACUCAACAAACACAAGAGCAUUGUCAAAGUUAUUGCUGUGGAGGAACCUGAAGAGACAAAUGGGGACGAUGAAGAUAAUGCCCCUGCUGCUCCAGAGGACAAGAAUCGGUUGAAGUUGAAGCCAUCCCUUCAGCGAGGGGGAAGUUCAGCUUCUUUACACAACAGCACCAUGAGAAACACCAUCUUCCAACUCAUGAUCCACACAUUAGACCCUCUAGGAGAGGGGAAAUUUAAGGAUAAGGCUGAGACUCUGAAUAAUGUGGCUACACGGAAGGCAGAGAGCAAAACUCCAGAUAAAAGUGAAGAUGGUGGGAAAAAAAGUGAGCAGACCAAAGAGCCAGAGGCUGCCCCAGCUGCAGAAACAGAGAAGACAGAGGAGAAGGAGCAGCCAGAGGACAAGAAGGAUGAUGUACCGGCAGGAGAGGAUGGGGCAGGCGGCUCAGAAGGCUCUGACAGUGAUGAAGAUAGCAGCGAUGAAGACAGCGAUGAGUCCAGUGAAGAUGAAGAUGAGGAGGAGGAGGAAGAGGAAGAAGAGGAGAAAGAAGAUGAGCCUCUGUCUUUAGAGUGGCCUGACACACGACGUAAACAAGUCACCUACCUCCUCCUGCUACCCAUUGUCUUCCCUCUGUGGCUCACGGUUCCUGAUGUUCGCAACCAGAAAUCCAGAAGAUUCUUUGUGGUCACAUUUCUGGGCUCUAUUCUGUGGAUUGCUAUCUUCUCCUACCUCAUGGUGUGGUGGGCCCAUCAGGUUGGUGAGACCAUCGGCAUCUCAGAGGAAAUUAUGGGCCUUACAAUCUUGGCUGCAGGGACAUCCAUCCCUGACCUUAUAACCAGUGUGAUUGUGGCACGAAAAGGCCUGGGGGACAUGGCUGUGUCCAGCUCUGUGGGAAGUAACAUCUUUGACAUCACUAUGGGUCUUCCAGUCCCAUGGUUCCUGUACUCAUCCUUCCAUGGUUUGGCUCCAGUGGCCGUCAGCAGUAAUGGGCUCUUCUGUGCCAUCGUGCUCCUCUUCCUCAUGCUCCUCUUUGUCAUCAUCUCCAUUGCAUCCUGUAAGUGGAAGAUGAAUAAGGCGCUGGGUUCCACUAUGUUCCUGCUCUACUUUAUCUUCCUGGUGCUUAGCGUGAUGCUGGAAGAUCGCAUCAUUGUCUGCCCUGUUUCCAUCUGA